Molecule: messenger RNA, 987 nt
Organism: Ostertagia ostertagi
Lineage: Eukaryota; Metazoa; Nematoda; Chromadorea; Rhabditida; Trichostrongylidae
Source: the annotation of a GenBank genome assembly
AUGUACAAGCUUCGGAAUCGCGACUUAUUGGAUAGAUUUCUUAACAAGACCAGUUUCAACGACUCUCCGUCCCAAGAAGCUCUUGCGGUCAGUCAAUCGCAUGAUGGAAGUACAAAUGUGCGUACACGGCCUGAAUUGUACUACUGCACUAUUCGCAAUAUUCCGUCUUGGAUGAGGUCGAAAGACCUACGGCGAUACUUUUCGGACUUUACUGAAAACGGAAAGUUCCAAUGUUUUCACUACAGGCAUCGACCUGAACUUCAGCAAGAGAUGUGGCGACGCGACCAUCUUCAAGCACUGGGACCGGUAGCAAGAAAGAGCGCUACAAAUUGUUGUGUAGUGAGUUUUGCCUCGUCGGCGUUGAGAAGCGAGUUCAUCCGUGAAUUCCAUGGUCGACAUUGGAUGAAUAACGAAGGAAUGGAAAUCCCUCGUCGCUGUUUUGUCACCGCUAUAAAGCUUGCAAAUGCAUCCGAAGGAACUUCUGAUUCAUUAACGAGCGCCGAUCUUCGCCAACUGAUCGAGCUUCGUCCACCUGCAGUAAUGCCUCAUGGCAACGUUGGAACUCCGACGAAAUACUUCAUGGAACAGAUUCGUCUCUGUCGUCUGCCAGCUUCCCUUAUCCCCAAAUUGGGCUUGAAAACAAGUCGGCGAAAAAGAAAAUACGAUUCAGUGGAAUUUCAUUACUCUUCUGAUGAAUACGAUGAAAAUGCCAUGGAAUCAGUGUCUGGGAUCGCCAAUGACAAGAGUUCAGCAGACGAUUCCCUCCGGAGAUCAAUCACAGAAAAAGCAAUACUAGAAGAAAGCCAGUCGCUCCGCGAGCAGGCUGUCGCAACUGAUCCAACUGAUCGGAUCCUUCAAACUGAUUUUGGGCCCGAUAACGAUGACGGUCCCGAUGAUGACGACGACCAGUGCGAGGAGUGGGAAAGGCAUGAGGCUCUUCACGACGAUGUCACGGAGCAGGAUCGAAUCAAACCUCGCAAAGUAUGA